CCCGCCCAGCGCUCUGGAGCGGCUGCGAGGAGGAAAUGGCGGCUCGUCUCGGCUGAGACCCUCCGCGGUAGCGGCGAGAUUUACCCCCAAACCCCUCCCCGCGGAGCCAUCAGGAAAAAGACGAUUGAGAGUACUUGGUCCUGCUGACGGCUCCGAGGCUUAGUCUUGCACUUCUGAAUGGGGAGAUUCAGCAUGUGCUGGGAGGAUAAUGCUGAAUGACUCUGAUCCUUUGCUGCCCUCCUCUGGCUCUCCUUUUCAUUCCACUCUGCAGGGAGAAACCAUUCCAACCAUUCCAUUGAAUGCUGGGUCAGCAUUUCAGGGUGAGGACAUUGGUGUCCGUACUAUGGAACACUCUGGAGGUUCGCAAUCAGUGCCAUUAGACUCUGAAUCUAAUACUGACACCAUGGAAAAUAAUUCUCCUGCAUCAGUUUUGGAUGAUAAAGGUGAUCAGAGCAAUGAGGAGGAACAAAAACCAAUGAAGCCUACAAGUAAAGAGUUCAGGAAAACAUGGGGCUUUCGAAGGACUACAAUAGCUAAGCGAGAAGGUACAGGAGAUGUGGAUGUGGACUCUAGUGAGCAACAGCCACAACAGCAACAGCAAAGCUUAAAUCUCAGGCGUAGUGGACGGCAGCCAAAGCGAACAGAGAGAGUGGAAGAAUUCCUUACAACAGUAAGGCGCAGAGGAAGGAGGACUGUUCCUACCACUCUGGAAGAUUCCAGUGAACCAGCAUCCUGUCCAGCUACAGAUGCUGAAACUGCUUCCGAAGAUAGUGGUGAGAGCACUCCAGAUGUGAAACGUGUGACUCGGAGGAUUAGCACUAGGAGUUGUAAGGAUCAGAAAGACUCCUUAAGCACAGAAUGCCCAAAAGAUGAUGGUGAAGAAGAGGAGGAGGAGGAAGAGGAGGAAGAUGAUACUUCUGAUAGUGAUAGUGAUGGGUUAACACUAAAGGAACUGCAGAAUCGACUAAGAAAGAAACGUGUUGAGCAGAAACCUGGGCAGCUGGCACUGAAGGAUAUGCAGACACGCCUGAGGAAAAAACAUUCAGAACAAGACCCUCCAGAAGCAGGUGAGGUCCGGACUGAAAACCAAGUUGUGUCUGAGUUGGCAGUCAAACAGGAACCUGAAACUGCAGACAGCACUGAGAUUGCAAGUCAAGUGGUUGUGUCUGAAGAAGAUACUGAAGACCUUCAGGUACAGAAGGAAGCAAAGGCUGCACUCAGCACAAAAGAGAUCACAGAUGAAGAAGGCGAAGAAGUGCCCAAAAGCAAACCCGAGUCUGAGAUUUAUGACCCUAAUGCACUGUAUUGUAUUUGUCGUCAGCCCCAUAACAACAGGUUUAUGAUUUGCUGUGAUAGAUGUGAGGAAUGGUUUCAUGGUGACUGCGUGGGUAUUUCUGAGGCUCGAGGACGGCUGUUGGAAAGGAAUGGUGAGGACUAUAUCUGUCCAAACUGCACCAUUCUGCAGGGACAGGAUGAGCCUGUUUCAGAAACAGACCAACAGGAAGCUAAAGCAGGGCAAGUAAAUGUGGAUGGCACAGAAUUCACCAGCAUAGGAACAAUUGAACAGAAAUCGGUUGAGGACCAAGGAAUCAAGGGUAGGAUUGAAAAGGCUGCGAAUCCAAGUGGGAAGAAAAAACUGAAGAUAUUUCAACCUGUAAUUGAAGCUCCUGGUGCAUCAAAGUGCAUUGGUCCUGGCUGUUUUAAUUUGGCACAGCCUGAUUCCGUGUAUUGUAGCAAUGACUGUAUCCUCAAACACGCUGCAGCCACUAUGAAGUCUUUAAGUGCUGGCAAAGAUGCAAAACCAAAACCUAAGGAGAAGAUCAAACCAAAAUCUGAAAAAGCUGGCACACCGAAAUCUCAGCUGCAGGGAGGUACUAAGCCUCUUUCAAACCUAAAGAGACCAUUUCCUGAGAAAAGAGAGACGAAUUUGAAGACUGUUUUGACACCUACCAAGACUGAGGCAAACACUCAACCUGUUGCUAAAGAGCCCGCAGCAGAAAUCAGCACACCGUCCUGGGCAAGCGAUCAUAAUUACAAUGCUGUAAAGCCUGAAAGGACUGCUGCCAUUUCAUCUUCACUGUUGUUCAAAUCUCAAAGAGAAGAGAAAAGGAAUGAAGACAGAGCAGAGUCGCUGUCGAAGAAAGCCCUUCUGUCUGUAGUGGAGAAACAGAAAUCUCUCACUAAAAAUCUUCCUUCAAAGAAGUCUCCCUCCUUCUCUAACCCCUCAGUAACCAAACAGCCACACAAACCUGCUGGGAGUUUCAAAGGGGUCAUUCCCAAGAAACCUUGGCCCUCGUCAGGCAGUGCUGCUUCGAAACAUACAUCUCUUUCUCAUGGCUCAUUAGUUUCCAAGAAGCCAACUCCAUCUUCCAGCUUGGGUGGAGGACUCAAAAAGCCUUCACAAUCUUCUGUUUCUACUGCAUCUGGAAGUCAAGCCAAAGCAGCACCUAGCCCUGUCCAGUCACAGCCCAACUCUCAGAUUCGACAGAACAUUCGACGAUCCCUGAAAGAAAUUUUAUGGAAGAGAGUCAAUGACAGCGAUGAUCUGGUCAUGACAGAGAGUGAAGUGGGGAGAGUAGCACUCAAUAUCGAAAAGGAGAUGUUUAAUUUGUUCCAAGUUACAGACAACAGAUACAAGAGUAAAUACCGGAGCAUCAUGUUCAAUCUCAAGGACCCCAAAAACCAGGGACUUUUUCAUCGUGUCCUUCGUGAGGAAAUCUCUCUGUCAAAGCUGGUGAGAAUGAAACCAGAAGAACUUGUCUCUAAAGAACUGUCUGUGUGGAAAGAGAAACCAGCCAAAGCUGUGAUAGAGUCAAGAAGCAAAUCUCAUGAAAUCAAGAAAACAGUUGUGAAACGGGAACAUGUGGCAGCUGUAAAUAUGGAAGAUUCUCCACCAGUGUCUGACUCUGAUGAGCAGCAAGAGUCAUCCCGAACUGGACAGAACUCAAACAGUGCUCCUUCUCUAGAUGUUUUUAGCAGUAUGUUGAAGGAUACGACGAGUCAACAUCGAGCCCAUCUUUUUGACCUGAACUGUAAAAUCUGCACAGGUCAGAUUUCAGCAUCUGAAGAUGAUAUGCCACCUAAGAAGAUGAAGAUGACGGCUCCUGUUAAAAAGACAGAGUCGAAAUCGAAAACAGAAGUUCAGCCCAAGUAUGAAAGCUCUGCACCAACAGCAGAGCCUGACAAAGAGGCUGUCUCUGAAAACACAAUGGACGUUGAAGUGGGAGCGGCAGCUGAAACGGUUUCUCAGUCAAGCGUAGAAGAGACUUGCAUUCCUACAACCCAGAGCCAAAACAAUGCAGAUUCAUCUGUACCUGAAGAGGCUUCAGCUUUUCCUGCCUCUUGUGCUGGUGGGGUUGUCACAACCAUAACAGUUUCUGGCAGAGACCCUAGGACAGCGUUAAGCACCUCGUCUGGUGUUGCGACGCCAGCCCUGCGUUCUGCUGCUGCAUCAGACAAAGCUUCAACAGGGGAAACAAAACAGGAGACUUCAAAACCAGCUAUGGCUGUACCCAAAUCAAUAUUGACAAAACCAUCCUCCUCACCAGAUCCAAGAUAUUUAGCAGUUCAUCAGUCACCCAACAUCAAUGUCGCAGAGCCACGGUCACCUCAGGACAGCGACACUUCUCUCUUUCUCUCUCGGCUCAACACCAUUUGGAAAGGAUUUAUUAAUAUGCAGAGUGUGGCCAAAUUUGUCACUAAAGCAUAUCCUGUAUCGGGGUGCUUUGAUUAUCUUAGUGAGGAUUUACCAGAUACAAUUCAUAUUGGUGGGAGGAUCUCACCGAAGACAGUCUGGGAUUAUGUGGGCAAACUCAAAUCUUCGCUUUCUAAGGAGUUGUGUUUGAUUCGUUUCCAUCCUGCCACAGAAGAGGAAGAAGUUGCCUAUAUCUCUCUCUACUCCUAUUUUAGCAGUCGUGGUCGUUUCGGUGUUGUAGCUAAUAACAACAGGCAUAUCAAGGAUCUCUACUUGAUCCCCCUGAGUACUAAGGACCCAAUUCCUUCCAAACUCUUGCCUUUUGAGGGACCAGGGCUGGAGACAUCUCGGCCCAAUUUAAUUCUUGGAUUGGUCAUCUGUCAGAAAGGGAAGCGCCCUGCCACUGGCCUUGACACAGAAAAGACAGAGGAAAAGCGAAGCAGGAUUCAAACACAUGAGGAAACUGAAGCAUCCGUGUUCUCUAAAGGGCCAGCAGCUGCUCCACAGGAGAAGAGAGCUCCCAAAUACCCACUUUAUUCAGGAGAUUCAGCUGUAAGUACAACACCACCUGGAUCUCCUCCACCACCGCCCCCGCUGCCUGCUCCAGACACCUCUGCAGUUACACCUUCAGUAUUAAAAAUACUCUCCUCCAUUAAAAGUGGACCUACAACUACAGUACCACCCCCCACGUCAACUGCUGCUCCUGCAAGCUCUGCUGCAACACCUUCUUCAUCCUCCAAAACCGCCACUCCCCUCGAGCACAUCCUGCAGACGCUCUUUGGGAAAAAGAAAAGCUUUGAGCCUCUUGCUAAAGAUUCUGAAACUGCCCAGCCUUCUAGUCAGGAAGGUCGAGGUGCUGCUGAUGGGGCAGUGGCAGCUGUUCCUUUGUUAGAUCCCAUCGUGCAACAGUUUGGACAGAUGUCGAAAGACAGAGCUAUAGAAGAGGAGGAGGACGACAGGCCGUACGAUCCCGAAGAAGAAUAUGGCCCAGAGAAAGCUUUUGAAUUGCAGAGUGGUGAAAGUGAAAAGCGCUAUAACGUGGAAAAGCCAUCGAAUGCAGCCGAGCUGGAGGAUGAGGCCUAUGAUCCAGAGGAUGAAACCAUCUUGGAAGAAGCAAAAGUUACUGUUGAUGACUUACCUAACAAGAUGUAUACAGACACUAAAAGCGCUUCUUCAGAACCCUCUGCUGCCUAUGUGCCUGAUUUAGCUGCAUCCUCGUCCUUGGUAGAACAGCAAAAAAUGCUGGAAGAAUUGAAUAAGCAAAUAGAAGAACAGAAAAGACAACUGGAGGAACAAGAAGAAGCUCUCAGACAGCAGAGGGCAGCUGUUGGUGUUUCAAUGGCUCAUUUUUCAGUGUCUGAUGCUUUAAUGUCACCGCCACCAAAAACUUCCCUGAUAAAGACUGAAUUAUUUCAUCAGGACCAGCAAGCUACACAAAAAGUGGAUUUACCUUCGUCUUUAAAUCAGCAAACACAAGUUUUGAACCAGGGCUGUGACCCAAGGCAGAACAGAGAUCCUCGGCAAGCUAGAAGGAUGGUGGCAGAGACUAACGACACUGUCGAUCCUCGAAUAAAACCACAAGUGGUGCAGAACGAGAUACCCCCAAGAGAAGUAGAUCCAGCAAGUUUCCCAGAUGCUUUGCAGCUUCCAGUUGUUGAGGAAAACACUGCUUUAAUUUUUGAUGAUCAGUCUGGUUGUAGGAGUGAUGGUUGGGCUCCCCAAAAAGAGGCAGCUAACAGCAAACUGGAAAACGCUCUUCAAGCUACUUUGGAAAACAUGAGUCAGACGAGUUCUGGAGAAGGUUCUGCGUCCAAACCUUUACGUAAAGUGCUGCUUCCAACACCUCCAAGUACAUCUUUUCAGCCUGGUUUCUCCAUGUCAAAUGACAAUCAGUGUUUGCAAGAUAUGCACACAAUGUCCUGGCCCAGUGAGUCCAAGGAAGUAAUGGGAGUGGAUUCUUUCUCAAAUGUGAUGUUUCCAUCUCAGGAACAGGCAGCUGGUCCCUUUGAAGCGGAGAGAGGCCUUUCAUCGGUGCAAUACGACGAGCAAAGAAAUCCUCAGUCUCAUCCAUUUGUGGAACAAAUGGAAGCUCCAUCGAUUCAGGGUGAGGGUGGACCACAGCACUUUGAAGAGAACCGAGCUGGACCUGCAUUUCCAUUGGCUGGACAGAAGGGAGGGCCUGCACAGCCACUUGUGCUCAGUGCACCUGGACCUCAUGGACCUAAUUUCAGAGGACCAGCACCGCAGUUCCCUGAAGAGCAGGUUUCUCCAAAUGACGAUGGGCAAAGAGGACCUCCGUCUGGGAGAUUUGGAGGUCCCAAGGGCCCCAUUCCUUCCUUAUUUUCUGCACAGCACGGACCUCUUUUUGGUGAUAAUAGGGGCCCUGCUCCUCCUUAUCAUGGUGUUCCCAGAGGAAUGUCACCCUCUCAGUUUGAAGAGCGUCGGGAACCUCCCAUGGAACAGAGGGAAUUUUCAGAUCCCCAGUAUAAUGAUAUGAUUAGGCCUCCAGGACAGUUUGAAGGACCAGAUCCCCCUCAGUUUAUGGGAAACAGAGGACCUGCACCUUUUCCUUUUGGAGGUCAAAGACGGCCCCCACCGGCUCAGUUUAAAGGACAGAGAGGAGGCCCUCACUAUGGAGGGCCGAGAGGUCCAGCCCCAAGUCACUUUGGGGGACCGAGAGGGCCUCACCCAAAUCAAUUUGAAGGACAGAGAGGGCCUCACCCAAAUCAAUAUGAGGGACAGAGGGGGCCAGCUCCAAACCACGUGCCUGGUCCAAGAGGACUUUUGCCACAGCCAUUUGAGGAACGGAGAGGGAGCCCCCCCAGAUUUGCCAACCAGAGAGGUCCAGCACCGAUUCCGUUUGGAGGACCAAGAGGAGCUGCACCUGCCCUGUUCCCAGAGGAAAACGAACCUCCUCCUUCCAGAUUCCAUUUCCAAGGUCAGUCUCCACAGGGUAUGAAGCCAAGCCCGAGACCCCUCCUGGACCUUCCAAGCCAUCCUCCAUCCCACAGAAAAGAAAUGUGGGAGGAAGCUGGACCAUCUGCAUCUCUCUCCAAUAUUUCUGGACAGGGGUCCGAGUCAGAAGGACAGUGGUCAGCCUCUGACUUCCGAGAAGGCAAAAACCCCGAGUUUAGAGGCCAGGCUUUUGAAGGGAGACAGAGAGAGAGGUAUGAUGGAGGAAAUAAAGAUAAGGGUUUAGAUCAGUCAGAGUCUCAGCAAGCAGAUAAUCGACAAGGGAGACCUUUUGAGGAAAGACGAAGAGAUCGAGAACACGGUAGGCCUUGGGAAAGAGACCGGGGCAGAAACUGGAACAGAGACAGAGACUGGGAGAGACACAGAGACAAGGAAUGGGACAAAAACAGGGACCGAAACCCAAACAAAGAGAGAGACAAGGAUUCGGAGCGGGGUAAAGAAUGGGAAAGAAACAGAGACCGGGACAGAGCAAGAACCAGAGAGAGAGAAUCCUACCGGAGGCGGGAUCGGGAGCGAUCGCGAAGCAGAGACAGAGACCGCGACCGAGAGAAAGACAGAGACCGUGAUCGCAGCCGAGACAAGGACCGAGAUCGGGAGAGGGAGCGAGACCGGGAGAGAGAGCGGGGCAAGGAUCGCAAAGACCGCAGCAAGAGCAGGGAAACUGGGAAAGAGAUGAAGCCAGAAACACCAAAGGAAACUCCGAAAGCGACAGAAACUGAAGCUUCAUCUUCCACUAACCAAUCUUAGAAAUGGGGUUGAUACUCUGGUCCCUAUAAAUAAUCCACUUUGGCAACACAGCAAGGACUGAGGCAGCAUCACCUGUAAAUAGUGUAUAUUCUUACCUUGACAAAACUGCUGCUGGCAAACGAGCCUUACAAAAUGAACUGACAGCGAGUCUUGAACAACUGUGAAUGCAAACACUCAGCAGCUGAAAGGCACAGACACACUGGACUUUCACUUGCUACCUUUUGUGCAUAAUGAUUUUUCUUAUAAAGACCCACAGCGUUACCUGUCGGGAGAUUUUGGGUUUUCUAUCUGCAUCUUUAUCUUAAAAGUUUCCAUUUACAGUACAGAGAUGGGAAAAGUCUAAGAAGAGCAUAUUGCUUUUAUAGAUUAUAAAGUUAUGUUUUCCAGUAACUUGAAUUGUAAUUUUAUAAGAGAAUUAAAGCCAGACCUUAGGAGCCAUACCUUUACUCUCAUUUACAUGAUAUUUUGGUGUCAAAGUUGUUCCUACAGCACACACUUCCAUGAAAGGAGCCUGAUGUUGCCAUCUGGUUUAUUUGACAGUACAAGGGUUGGGUGUGGUGAGGAACAGGCCGUAGGGGAACAGUGUUAAUCGACAGAGGGUUUGAAAACAGGAUGUUACCAGCUUCAACUGCACCAUCUGCCUUCUUAUAGGCUGGUACUUGGUGUUUUGGAAUCCACCUGAGAAGCUCCAGCAAAGAAUUGUACUUGGGUUUUUUCAUGAGACUUGGGGAGGGUCGUAAAUGUCACAUUUUUACAAAUCUGUAACAAAAGAACCCCCAAGAGCAGCACUUUUAUAACCAGCAACAAGCAGGAAAACAUCAGGCAUUGGUUUGGAAAAUGCCAGGACUGCAAAGGAAUUGGUACCAAAGGAAAGCAGGAGGAGUUGGUUAAAGAGGCCACAGGACCUGUUCCUUGGAUUGAGCUGAUUUAGUGGAGCAUUUGGGGGGGGUCAGUUUGGCUUUGCAGAACUUCACCAUAGACCAGAAAUGUUCCCAUUUCAUUGUCCUUCAAAAAAAGGGUGGGGGGUGCUUCUGAAAAAAAAAAAAGAGUUUCAUUGGGGUUUUUUUGUUAGACUCUGCUUAGGCUGGUAGUGUAAAUAAAAGUCCACUGAGGAAGGGAUGACUGCAUCGAGCUCACAGAGAGCUGUGGUGCUUCUGUGCUGUGGUUCAGGGGGGACAUUUCUCACUGUGAAAUCCAUGCCAUUGCUACUUCUCAUGUCUUCUACAGUAUGAAAUCAAACCCUGCUAAUUUAUUUGGGCAUGUAAAUGAACAAUGAGGGUUCCAUGUUUUGAUAUUUUUCUAAGAUAGCUUUGGAAAUGUGAAGAUGAGCUUCCUCUGAACACUUGCACCCCGAAGACUACGUCACAAGGAGCGUGUGUGCCAUGUAUCUCACACCAGAUCUCACACUUCACACUGGUGUGUCUUGGAAGUCCUUCGAGGAUUUGCCGGUUGAAACGAUCAUCUGUAGACAGAGAAUGAAAUGCAGAGAGGUGGGAUGAAAUGCAAACAUCUGCCAUGGUGUAAGGUUUCUUUUUUUCUUAAUGAGAUGUUUCUAAUUUAAAGACAUACACAAAAGUAUGCAAAAAGGGUGUUUGGUCACAUUUCCUUGAUAGACAUUUCUGUAAAUUGUCUUUUAUAUGGCAAAAAUAUAUCACUGUACAUGAAAAUACAGGACUUCACAGCUCUUUUGUUACUGGUCAGUAGAAUAAACAUCUACAGAGAA
Messenger RNA from Colius striatus (speckled mousebird), 9137 nucleotides. RefSeq names its product death inducer-obliterator 1 (gene DIDO1). Gene Ontology annotation, biological process: apoptotic signaling pathway; DNA-templated transcription. The coding region runs from base 209 to 7414 and encodes 2401 amino acids. Gene Ontology annotation, cellular component: nucleus. The record is from RefSeq and is a predicted model, not a curated record. The transcript has 17 exons. Lineage: Eukaryota; Metazoa; Chordata; Aves; Coliiformes; Coliidae.